This is a messenger RNA of Drosophila innubila, 1428 nucleotides long. Its product is annotated as gamma-butyrobetaine dioxygenase. Gene Ontology annotation, biological process: carnitine biosynthetic process. Lineage: Eukaryota; Metazoa; Arthropoda; Insecta; Diptera; Drosophilidae. Gene Ontology annotation, molecular function: oxidoreductase activity. Gene Ontology annotation, cellular component: mitochondrion. The record is from RefSeq and is a predicted model, not a curated record. The coding region runs from base 91 to 1338 and encodes 415 amino acids. The transcript is spliced from 2 exons.
UCGCUGCAGAUCGUUCUCUCAACUCAAUUGGGUUGCCGGUUGUGGUUGUUGUUGUUAUUGUUGUUGGAUCUUUGUUGCACUGUCGAUAUAAUGUGGGCGAAGAGUUUGAGGAAAGCCCUUUCCAGAGUAACGACUCCGAUGGUGCGGCGGCUGAGUGCCCGGAUUGUGGACGAGUCCUAUAUUGAGGUAAAGCCAUCGCAAUCAGUCGCUCCGGCAUUGACCUUUCCAGGCAUUUGGUUGCGGGACAAUUGUCGCUGUCCAGCCUGCUUCCACGACAGCUCCCAGUCGCGCCGACUGGACUGGGAUCACUUUGACACGAGUGUACGGCCAUUGACCCUUCAUGUGGAUGCGGACAAGGAGCAGCUGCAGGUUCGCUGGAGCGAUAACCACGAAAGCAUCUACGAAAUGGACUGGCUGCGAAGUCAUAGCUUCGAUGGAGACAGCCAAAGCUCAUAUCUGAAUGACUUUUACCGUCCACGCACCAGACACUGGGCGGGUGCGCUGUUUGAGGAGGUUGCACGGCGUUUCGAGUUCGAUCAGGUGAUGUCGGAGGACUCUGCACUGCAGCAAUGGCUGCACGCUCUGGCCGUCUAUGGCGUGGCGCUGCUGAACGGGGCGCCGCUGGAUGAGGGCGUAGUGCGACGGCUGGCAGAGCGAGUGGGAUUCAUCAGGCGCACCACAUACGGCGAAGAAUUCAUAGUUCAGGCCAAGCCUGGCGCUCAGAACUAUGCCUACCUGUCGCUGCCGCUGCCGCUGCAUACGGAUCUGCCCUAUUAUGAGUACAAGCCGAGCGUCAACAUACUGCACUGUGUGGUGCAGACAAAGUCGCGGGGCGGCAGCAAUCUCCUCGUGGAUGCCUAUCACAUUGCAGACCGAUUGCGGGAGGAGUAUCCGUCGGACUUUGCGCGACUCAGUCGCACGCCUGUCGACUGGAAUGACAUUGGCAGCGAGGAUGGAAGCGAGUUUCACAAUAUUUGGCGUGCGCCAGUGAUCUGCUUGGAUGAUGCCGGCGAGUAUACUCGGAUCAACCACAGUGUGCCGCAGCGGGACAGUCACUUCAAUGUGCCACUGAAGCAGGUGCUACCAUGGUACGAGUCCUAUGCACGCUUCGUGAAGAUGGCCCGCGAAGAUGCGCAUUCCUUCAAGACGCAGCCCGGCGAUGUGCUGACCUUCAACAAUCUGCGGCUAUUGCACGGCCGUACUGGCUAUGAUGACACCGAGAACAACUCGCGGUAUAUUGUGGGUGCCUAUCUUGACUGGGACAUCAUCUACUCGCGGCUGCGCGUCCUUAAAAAGCGGCUAGGCUCAGUACACACAGUCCCACCCACAGUCAAGUGAUUCCCUCCACCUCAUGCUCUUCCUUAACCAGCUUAUUCUCUGCUUGAAUGCGCAAAUAAAAUUAAGUUCAGCGACAUAUUUUUCAAGCCA